Dichomitus squalens LYAD-421 SS1 is the source of this 1353-nucleotide messenger RNA. RefSeq lists its product as uncharacterized. The record is from RefSeq and is a predicted model, not a curated record. The transcript is spliced from 2 exons. NCBI's taxonomy places the organism in Eukaryota, Fungi, Basidiomycota, Agaricomycetes, Polyporales, Polyporaceae. Bases 1 to 1353 code for a protein of 450 amino acids.
AUGUCGCGCGCAACCCACACCGCAUCUGCCCCAGUCUCCGGCUCCGUCGCGCGCACGGGCCGCUCGUACGACGCGUAUCGCGUCCCCCGAGAGCUCGCCCCGGGAUUCAUGGACAACGGCACCAUCUCCGCCAACCACCCGAUCGUCCAACAGUUCGUCGCCUUCGCCGCCCGCAAGCUCCUCGCCGCAGAAGCCCUCGACGCCGCGACUGGACACGCUGCUAUCGCCGAUCGACACAGAAGCCCCAAACACCCCGAGGUCACUCUCUGGCGACUCGAGGAGGGCGGCGUCGCGUGCGUAGGGGACGUCGAGGAUGCGCUGGGCGCUCCGGUGCCGGCCCGUCUGGCGGAGGCGAUCUUCGCGUUGGCCGCGUUGGCCGUGUACGCGUUCCCGAUGCGUCCAGCGCAUUGGGCGUUCUGGGCGGAGAAUAGCCAGAAGCGAGUUUCGAGGUUGAUUCACGGAGUCGUAUGCGCCGACCCGAAGGUCAUCCACGUCCCAAACGGGGUGUCUUGGGACAGUGCAGACCGCGCUGUCAAAGACCUACGCUUUUGGCAUAAGGGCUGGAGGGAGGAGGACACCCAGGGACCGCUGGAGAGACGCAGGAGUCCUCGCAAGCCGAAGAAGUCUACCAGCGACGACAUCCCUCCCUCGAGCGCGACCAAGCAGCAGGUCAAGAACACGAACGGCAAGCGUCCCGCGUCCGACGACGGCCCCUCUCAGUCUAAGAAGAGGCGGCGGAAGGCGAAAGACGACAUGGCGGGGACGAAUGAGGAGACGGGAACGCCGCGCAGGUCGCGCAGGACUCGCAAGGAGGUGCAGGAAGCGUCAUCCUCCACGGCAUCUUCUUCCACGGCGCUGGCCGUUGACGACUCCGCGCGUAUGGCCGUGGACAUGGAGGCGGUCCAGGCAGUCGAGGAUACCGAAGCCUCGACAGCUGCAGGAUCGCAGAAUCCUCCAGCUGCGAAGAGCACGAGGAGGCCCCGAGGGAAGGCCGCGGCGACCAAGAGACCCGCUGCGAAGCGGAAGGCCAGGACUACGCGAAAGGCGCCCUCAGGAGGCUCGCCGUCUAAGAAGACAUCACUUUCGGCACCGUCACCAAUCACGAUCCGCAUCCCGCCGCGGUCUGCAACCUCGUCGCCAGCGGUGGCUACGCGCGAGCUGGCGGAUGGAGCUCCAGCCUUGACGUGGGACGAGCCGACGGUAGCCGCAUCGCCGUGGUCUUCGUGCGACACCGCGGUCGAGCCGUCUACCGGGGUGACUACGCGCGUCGGGACGCCUCAGACGGACUUGGAGGUCAAGGUGGAGCCCGAGAGCUUGAACCCCAUAGUGGUCCUGGGGUUUUCAAACUGUUAG